AUGGCGCUCAUGAAGCUAAGUGACAGGACAUCUCUGCAGAUGAUGGCAGUUGGGAAGGAACAACAGUUGACCAAGAAAAACAAUGGCUUUCUCCAAAAUAUGGAUGUGGCUGAAGGUGCAAUGCAGAAGCAGAUCAGGUGGUCCUGGGGCCCGGGAAAGAGUCCAGUGUUCUCCCUCCAGAAAUGUUUAGGGCAGGCCUAUACUGUACUCCUAAAGCAUAAUAACAGCAUCUGUUUUGACUGUGUGGCUUACAGUUUGCUAAGGGAUUUUACCAAAAUGGACCACAUCUUGGACAGAUCAGAUGAUAAGGACAACGUUUUCUCCAAAAAGCCGCAAACCGACUUCCUUCAUGAGACAGAGACUACAAAAUGGAAUAUGUUGGAGCUGGAGGCUGAGCAUCACCAGGACCUACAGAAUGAACAGGAUGAACAAGAAACAAAUCAGGUUCAACAUGAGGAUCCUCAUGUAUCCACAUCUUUGCAGUUUUCCAAGGAGAACAUCCCUGAACUGAGUCAGGAGAACACUUUCUUCCAGCUAAACUACUGGAAUACACAGAUGGGUCUACAAGUGAAAGAACUUGGAGCUGAUCACAUAGGCUGGAUGGAGAAAAUCAACAAUAUUAUACAAAAAAUAAACCUAACAGAAAACACAAUGAAGAGCUUAUUAAAUGAGGUGAUGUCUCUGGAGGACCAAAUUGAAAAGCUGGAGUCACACCAAGACCUUGACCCUGAUCAGGGAGAAAACAUUGAGGAGAAGAUCAUGGAAAUUAAAAAGCAAAUAGAAGAAACAGAUAACAAAUAUGUCCAGGAAGAUGCUUGUAAUGAAGCUCAUGAAUUAAAGGAGAAACUCAUUGCAAGAAUAAAGAACUUUUACAAAGACAUGACUCUGCUGAGUACAAAGCUGGGAACGUACCAAGGGCAAGAAGGGAAAACAGACUUUCAGAGUCCUGAAGAAAUGGAUAUGGAAGAAAUUGAGCCCCAGCUUCCUGAGGCUCCACCACCCCCUUUAGCGCAGAACACUCCUGCCAGCAUUACAAUGUGGAAACAUGCACUGAGGAUUUUCAUCAUGUUUUAUGUCCUCAUCUUCACUGGACUUUCAUGUUACAUACUAUUUUUUGAUGCUACAUUUAUCUUUGAAAGCUUACUCCCAACAAUGCUUGGACACCGCAGAAUGUGGGAACUACGGGAGAUCAUUGCUCCUUUCUUGAACUUGGAAGUGGAAGACUUGUUACCCUCCUAAAGUUAUAGAAGUUACUGUUUCCCUACUGACUCUCUCCUUAAUAAAAUUCUGGCUGUUCUUGU
Messenger RNA from Leptonychotes weddellii (Weddell seal), 1301 nucleotides. The record is from RefSeq and is a predicted model, not a curated record. NCBI's taxonomy places the organism in Eukaryota, Metazoa, Chordata, Mammalia, Carnivora, Phocidae.